Messenger RNA from Micropterus salmoides (largemouth bass), 2645 nucleotides. Its product is annotated as procollagen galactosyltransferase 2-like. The transcript has 11 exons. The coding region runs from base 38 to 1621 and encodes 527 amino acids. Gene Ontology annotation, molecular function: procollagen galactosyltransferase activity. Lineage: Eukaryota; Metazoa; Chordata; Actinopteri; Centrarchiformes; Centrarchidae. The record is from RefSeq and is a predicted model, not a curated record.
GGCAGCCUCUGACCACAGUGUGGACAACAGCACAGCCAUGCUUCAGGAGUGGCUGGAAGGAGUUCAACACCUGUACCAUUCGGUGGAGUGGAGAACCAUGGAGCAACCAAGCUCUUAUGCAGAUGAGCAGGGUCCCAAACACUGGCCCGACUCUCGGUUCACUCAUGUGAUGAAGUUAAAGCAGGCAGCACUUAGAGCUGCCCGGCGACUUUGGACAGACUACAUAUUGUUUGUGGACAGUGACAACUUGCUGACAAACCGUCAGGUGCUAUCUGACAUGAUAGCAGAGAAUCUGACAAUUGUGGCGCCCAUGUUGGACUCAAAAGGCCUGUAUUCCAACUUCUGGUGUGGCGUGACUCCUCAGGGCUACUACAGACGCACCCCAGAGUAUAUUCCCAUCCGUAGAUGGAAGCGGCAGGGCUGCUUUGCAGUCCCCAUGGUGCACUCCAUCUACCUGCUGGACCUGAGGCGCAGAGCCAGCCGAGCGUUGGCUUUUCACCCUCCUCACCCCGACUACCCCUACGACGUAGACGACAUCAUGGUCUUCGCUUUCUCUGCAAGGCAAGCAGGAGUUCAGAUGUAUGUGUGCAACAAGGACCAUUAUGGAUAUUUACCAGUGCCCCUUAAACAAGACCAGACACUGGAGGAAGAAGAGGAGAGUUUUACCCACACGCUGACAGAGGCACUCAUUGCGUACACCGUGGAGCCUUCACGCUAUGUGCACACUUUGUCUAAAGAACCAGGGAAGAUGGGAUUUGAUGAGAUCUUUCUGAUCAAUCUGAAGCGCCGCUCAGAUCGGCGGGACAGGAUGUUGAGUACUUUGGCUGUCCUCGGUAUCAACACUACACUGUCAGAAGCCGUGGAUGGCAAAACCUUGAACUCCUCUCAGCUGCAGUCCAUGGGUAUAGACAUGCUGCCUGGGUACAAAGACCCAUAUUCAGACCGCGUGCUGACCAGAGGGGAGAUUGGCUGCUUUCUCAGCCACUACAACAUCUGGAAACAGGUGGUGCAGCAGGAACUGCAGCAGGUGCUUGUGCUGGAGGACGAUGUAAGAUUUGAGCCCAGAUUUUGCAGCAGGCUGGUGACUAUUAUGGAAAAUGUACAGAGAGUGGGACUUGAAUGGGAUCUCAUUUAUUUAGGCCGUAAGCGGCUGCAGGUGAAGGAGCCAGAGCACUGGGUGAAGGGAGUCAGUAACCUUGUGCACCCAGGAUACUCCUACUGGACUUUGGGUUACGUCGUGUCACUGAAUGGGGCCAAGAAGCUCCUGCUGGCAAAACCCCUGAGCAAAAUGCUGCCAGUGGACGAGUUCCUACCGAUCAUGUUCAACAAGCACCCCAAAGACGAGUACAUGCUGUAUUUCGAGCAGAGGGACCUGAGAGCAUUUUCCGUGGAGCCUCUGCUGCUCUUCCCCACGCACUACACCGGCGAGCCCGGCUACGUCAGCGACACGGAGACCUCUACCAUCUGGGACGACGAGGCCGUGGAGACAGACUGGGACAGAAACGGAGACAAACACCGACGUGAACAGGAAACUGAUGAUGUAGGGCUUCGACCUGUGUCUCAUUCUGCUCACGGUGGCGGGCCUCCUCUCUCUGCUAGUGAAAACAGAGAUGAACUCUGAGAGGGACAGAGCUGCUGGGCCCCUAAAAAAUCUGUUCUUCCCCCUACAGUUCAGUUUGUGUUCAUGUUGAUCAUGAGUUUUGUCAAACUAAGACAAAACUCACGCUACAUGUAAGCAUAAAACUGGAACAAUUAAGGUUAUCAAACCUGCAUUUUAACACAAGGACCCUCUUCAAGACCCACCUUAAAGCCUUAAUCAUUUCAGAUGAUAUUGGGCUUUGGUGGUGUAUUUUUCCAAACACAUUUUUGCCACUUCGCUUUGAUGGUAACCCACAAAAGAAGACCACCUGUCGAGACCAAGACUGGCAAAUAACAGUUUGUCUUUCCAUUUGUUUGUAACAUUUGUUCAGGAUUACUGGAUUUCAAGCAAUAACUGUUUGAAAUUUGAGUAAUAAAAGCCCAGAAAUACACCUGUUUCUUAAAUAGGCCUACGUUUGUGUGGACAUGACAAAAGAUGUUUGCUCAGCUACUAGUUAAAAAAUGAAUUUUCUAAUUUCAACAAGAUAUUUUUCAUGUUAUUAUAGCAUAUUUUCUUGUCAUUACUAUGUUCUAAUAACAUAUGGAGAUUUAAUCUUAUAUAACACACCAAACCUCAUGUUAUAAUGAGAACGUUUUUUUGUUUUAAUCAGAUAAAUUGUUUUAGCAAAAAACAUUUUAGGAUAUUUUGUCUAAAGGCCUGAAAAUUGUUUGAGUAGAAGUAGAAAAUAAACUUUUGUAUUUUGUAUGUAGUAAUAACACAAAGAAAUGUCAUAACAUUGAUACUUUUCACAUUGUAAUAAUUAAACUGGUCAUACAUUUUUGUCAUGGUGGUUGCAAUACACAAAUUUAAUGCAUAAAACUAAAAUUUUGGGAAAGUCAGGAAAAUGGACAAAACCAUAUGGAGAAUUGGAUUAAAAAAUGCAGCCGUGCUACUCAUAUUAACACACCAGUUAAAGUUCAAAAACAGCCGUGCGUUACUGUGUCAAGAUGUCACUUCUGUAAGUGUCAUCAUGGUAUUUACAGCCAGCCAAUGAUUGUGACCUAGA